Messenger RNA from Sporothrix schenckii 1099-18, 462 nucleotides. RefSeq lists its product as uncharacterized. The coding region runs from base 1 to 462 and encodes 153 amino acids. Lineage: Eukaryota; Fungi; Ascomycota; Sordariomycetes; Ophiostomatales; Ophiostomataceae. The transcript has 3 exons. The record is from RefSeq and is a predicted model, not a curated record.
AUGACACACUGCCACCCUGGACCAUCCUCUCUGUCGUCACAGCCCUUCAGUGGAAAGCUGGACCAGCCAGAUACUCCGAGGGAUGCGAAGCCCCACAGCUCAAUGCCUGAAACGCGUCAUACGGGUACCGCCGACGGAAAGAAGAAUUCAACGGAAGGAGCGUUUGCUCGCAAACAGUUCGCGGAGGACAAGACGGACGAUGCUCCGGGACAGACAAGAUGCGCUCCAGUUGUAGCCGUUGUUGAGUUGGAAUGUCACAGAAACGGAGCGCUUGGGCACCAAUUCAUGGUGUCCCGAUGGGACACAACAGAUUGCGGAGAGCUCCAGAGGCGCAGAGGCUCAGAGGCGGUAACAAAAGGCUGGCGCUCCUUAUCAAGAACGAGAGAUAAACUUGAUGAAAAGGAUAAGACACGAGCUGAGCGAAACUAUCAGAGAGUGGACGAACAGGCUGGUCCGCCUUAG